Molecule: messenger RNA, 750 nt
Organism: Geodia barretti
Lineage: Eukaryota; Metazoa; Porifera; Demospongiae; Tetractinellida; Geodiidae
Source: the annotation of a GenBank genome assembly
UGCCCCGAUUACGUUUCAUUAUCGCGACUAUUUGGUCGGCAGGGUCUGCUAUAUUUUGCCGCUAGGCUUAGACCCUUUUACAUACUGAGAGGAAUUGAUCGAGCAGAGCGCAGAAAGCCAUGUCUGAGAUGGAAGAGUACGCAGGUCUCACAGCCAACGAGGCCAAAGCUCCGAUGGACAACGAUGGUCCCGCUAUUGGGGGAGGAGAGGCGUCGUACACAGCAGCGACUGUACUGCAGAUUGAGGCGAAGCAGACGCCGGUAUCCGUCUACACUUACCAGCCACAGCCCUUGUGGCAGAGCCGCGAUCCUAGCGAGGAUCACCUUCAGCGUCAGGUCGCCGCGGCCUCCGCAGAUCGCAUGUAUGCAAUCAGCAUUGGUUGGUGCAUCGUCUGCUGUCUCUGCGGGUCUCCGCUCACCUUGGCCUGCUUCAUUCCAGCCAUUAUCAUGUCAACGAAGGUGCAUGAAUAUGCAGCUGACGGAGACACCACCAGGGCUCGUAAGGCACUUCUUGCUGCCCGCAUCUUGACUGCCAUUGGCAUUGUGUCUGGGAUCGUGAUUGUGGUGAUUGCAAUCAUCCUCAGGGUGGUCGGAAAUAGUAGCGGCGGGAGUUCCCAAGGCCAAAGCUAACAACAACACAUGAUACUAACUUGCACUGAAACAGUAUAGUUUUAUGAUAGUUUCUGCUGUUUUUGAACUAGCUAGAUAUAACCUCUGUUUUUUCUACCACAAAUUAUGCCAAAACACACCA